Paramisgurnus dabryanus is the source of this 1687-nucleotide messenger RNA. NCBI's taxonomy places the organism in Eukaryota, Metazoa, Chordata, Actinopteri, Cypriniformes, Cobitidae. The record is from RefSeq and is a predicted model, not a curated record.
UGCAGGAUUGGUCAACUAGGCAAACCAAUCAGAACAACCCUUAGACACCAGUCAAUGCAGUAUUGGUCAACUAGGCAAACCAAUCAGAACAACCCUUAGAAACCAGUCAAUGCAGUAUUGGUCAACUAGGCAAACCAACCAGAACCGCUGAUAGUCAGCGCGGCACACAACAAAAUAGCUGUUUACCACCGAGCACAUGGCGUCGAAUGGAAGACCACUAGCUGACCUGCUGCGGGAUGUAGCUAACCAGCUUGAAAACAGACUGGGAGCCGUAAGCGCACCAAGUCCCACUCCUCCGCCUCCUAUACCCCCUACGCCCCCUACACCCAGACAUCCAGUGGACGCUGAGGUUUUACGACUGUUCGGCCCAUACACAAACGGAGGGAGAAGGUCUAAUGUUACAGGUCGGCGAUCCCUUGCUGUGCCCGCACAACUAAGUUCUUACACUCACGUGUUCUGCUGUCUUGAUGACAAGGUGGAAGAUCUAGUCCCUAAUCGUUGUGCUAAACAAAGACUUACUGCUGCUGGAUUAGGGGAGAAACGUCUUACAUUUCAAGGAAGUCAGUCAAGCCCACAUGAAUUUAAUGACUUUCUUUUUACUGAGUAUCCAAAACUUAGACAAGGUGGAGGAUUUGAAUUGCUUAAAAUUGCUGGGACAACACGAAGUCGCCAACUGACCCUCAUUCCAUGUCCCAAUGAGGGCUAUAACAUUAAAUAUCUUAAAAAUCCACAAACCCAGAUUGGUCAUGCCACAAUUUUUAUUCGACCACUGCAGAGAAACCUGAACCUCGAGCCUAUAUGUCAACCAGAAUGCAGUAAUGUGCUAGCUGGACCACCUCAGAAAUGUGUGACUUGUGGAGAAGAGUUUCCUUUUUCACAAAUCAAAGCACAUAGUGAUGAAUGUAUAAGAUUACAGAGCACUUCUGAGGAACAAAUGGAGGUACCCCCAGAAAGUUCCAGCCCCCCUCAAAGUGAAGACAGAUGUGUGAGCAUGUUGACCCCACAGGAGAGUCAGACAGCAAGGGCCAGUAGCACUGCCGUCACAGUGGCACAUCAGGGAAAUAUGCCAGCCCCAGGGACAUCACAGGGACGUGUGUCUACUCCUCCUGUGAUCAUUAAUCUAGAUCCCACUGUGGAUAACUGUGACUGGAAAAUGGAGCCAGAUCCCACUGAGGCAGUAAAGGGAUUCAGAGCUCACAUUUUAAAUGAGCAUGCUUCUAGGAAACCACUAAAUCUCGUAAUGGAUCUGGGAGACAGUUCCGAGGAUAGGGAAAGGGCAAUCAUUUCUUUUUAUAAAAUGGCUCAUGUUGAAUGGGCUUCCCCUUUGACAUGCACACUGAAAGGAGAUCCAGCAAUUGGUGAUGGUGUGACUCGCCAUUUCUUUAGUACCAUCAUGUCCAAACUUCAGAGUGGUUUCGAUAUUUGUUUGGUGCCAGGAGGAACUAUUCUUUUUGAGGGACAGCAAGACCACUUGAUUCCAUCUACUUCACCGUAUCUUUUGGAGAGUGACUUCUUUGUUGUUGCUGGCCGGAUGAUCGGUCAUUCUUUUAUACAUGGUGGGCCAACCCUGGCUGGACUGAGCCCAGCAAUCAUUCAUGUACUCUUUGGUGGAGCACCAGAAGAAGCCAUAAUAGAUAUAAAGGAUUGUGUUGACCUUGAUGUUCGUGACACAAUCAAGUUGGUAUGA